Molecule: messenger RNA, 1909 nt
Organism: Colletotrichum godetiae
Lineage: Eukaryota; Fungi; Ascomycota; Sordariomycetes; Glomerellales; Glomerellaceae
Product: family 18 glycosyl hydrolase
Exons: 4
Coding region: 406-1503 (365 amino acids)
Biological process (GO): chitin catabolic process; carbohydrate metabolic process
Cellular component (GO): extracellular region
Molecular function (GO): chitinase activity; chitin binding
Source: RefSeq, a predicted model, not a curated record
CAAUGAUCCAUCCUUCACCCCCAACCCAAUUAUGUCAUGCAUCAUGGCUUCAAAGUAUCCUGGACCCUCUUGUAAUUUUGAUACCCGUCCCUUCGUCUCCACCGCCUCGGACAAGGCCUUAUACUACCUUGUCCGUCCCGCGUUCGCUCACCGUCGCAUUUGGCUUGUCACUCCCGUACUGUGGUGUCUAGCCAGAUAUAUAGACACUUCUCCAUGCUGCUUGGAGCCACAGAGGUUCGCGCUUGCUGCCUGACCGAACAGCUCAUUGCUCAAAUAUGCAGCUUUGGGUUCAAGUCCUUUUCUUCAUAUACUGUCCUUACUACCUUUCCCUUGUCACAUUGACUGUCAGAGUUGCUUUUCUUUCCGAACUUUCGAACCCUGCCUAUCUUCCUUGAGAAAGAUCUUAUGGCAACCAGGAUCAAGAUGAGUUCUUCGUCAUCUUCGCGCAAGUCGCGCAGAACGACUAGCAUCUCCAACGUCAUGUACACCAACGCCGUCUACUUCCCCAACGAACGGAUAUACCAAGGCGACACGCCGGGCGCCAUGAACUAUGGCUGCAUCAAUCAUGUGUAUUACGCCUUUGCAAAUAUCUCGCCUGAUGGAAGUGUUUUUCUGAGCGACGAGUGGGCUGAUGCUCGCGCACCAGUCGAUGGCGUCCACGGUGGCCUAGGGUCUCUCAUGCACCUCAAGCAGAAGCAUCCGCAUUUGCAAGUUAUUCUGUCCAUCGGGGGCGGCAAUUCCAGUGCCGUGUUCCCCGUUAUAGCUGCGAAUACACUAUACAGAGACAACUUUGCCCGCUCUGCGAGAGGCCUGGUCGACGCGUCGGGCUUAGAUGGUAUUGAUAUUAUGUGGGAGUAUCCUUGUGAUUCCCAGCAAGGCCACCAUUUCCUCGCUCUGUUGGCAGCUGUUCGCCUUCAUAUGCCCGAAAGUCAUUAUCUCCUUACUGCUGCGCUGCCCGCGAGCCGAGCGAUCUUGCAGUACAUCGAUCUGCAAAGAACGGCCGACUACGUCGACUACCUCAAUCUCAUGGCUUACGACUUUGCUGGCACAUGGACACAUAGGAGCGGCCACCAUGCCCAAUUGUAUGCGAUGAGCAAGGACGAACUUUCGGGCGCAUCGACAGUGCAGUAUCUAGUCUCGCAAGGCUUUCCCUCGCAGAAGAUCCUACUCGGCAUCCCCCUUUACGGUCGCAGCUUCCUUCAUGCUACUGGGCCGGGACAGAAGUUCAAGGGAGGUGGCGGGAGCAAUGGGACAUUCGAGUACAACCAACUUCCCCGUCGAGGGACGAAAGAAGUCAUUGACAAGAAGUCUAUUGGAGCCCAAUGUGUCGGAGGGGAUGGCGGCUUCGUCACAUACGACAACCCCGACACGGUGAAGAUGAAGGCCGCAUUUUGCAAACAGAAGAGUCUAGGAGGAUUAUUCUACUGGAGCGGACCAGCAGACGCAAAGGAAAGCUCGCGGAGUCUCAUAGCCACCGGGUUCAGAGCUCUGCAUAGCUCUUGAAGGGCCAUCUUUCUCGGAAUGAACCACCUAGGGUGCGUUCGAGACAUUCAGCAACAGUCCGCCGACACGUGUCGGCAAACCUCGGCCUCACGGGCCGACGGUCAGUGACAGACAGACGAUAAUUGCAUUUGCGCGGAGUAAGGGGAUCGACAGCAUCUGACGGGGGGGCGACAUGGCGUUCUUUUCUUCAAUUCGGCGACCUGCAUCACGGACUUUGUUUCUUUUUUACUCGAUUUUCGACAUUUGCUCAGAUUUCACGCAUGAUUCCCCCUUGAACCUAUUUGAUCGACGCAUCACCGGGCGGCGGCGGCAUGACUGGAUUUUGGGGGCGGGGAAAGGACACCAAAAAUUUGGGGCGGCUGAUGAUAUCCCACGCGUGGAGCAAAGGGGAGGGGGGGGGGGGGGG